Molecule: messenger RNA, 2091 nt
Organism: Actinia tenebrosa (Australian red waratah sea anemone)
Lineage: Eukaryota; Metazoa; Cnidaria; Anthozoa; Actiniaria; Actiniidae
Product: sperm-associated microtubule inner protein 4
Cellular component (GO): centrosome
Source: RefSeq, a predicted model, not a curated record
CUGAAAUCACCGUGACAGAAGCAAAAAAUCUUAACUUCAUUACAUUCAAUCACUAUGCGGAUGAUUCUACUCCUAAAUCCAUGAUUUGAGCUCAUUUUGUAGAAGAAAAAUGACGACGGCACUGCAAAAGUCUCUAUAUAAUCAACAUGUUGGUGUAGACUACCUAUCGAGGAAUGUCGAAUCUGAUGUCCUACACGCUCCGGCGAUACUAGAUCGUUUAUCGAUCUCACAAAACCAUUUUGAUCACUACAAAUCAAGAACUUACAGACCUCCCAAGGUGCCCUGGGGACGCAGUCUCAGUUAUGGCGGUACUGGACCAAUCAAUCUCCCUGAGGACCACCGGCCCAAACAAGAACCACCAAUAAGGGUCCAGAAGGGACAUCGACACUUUGGAGGCGGCGUUCUACCUUUUCCCAGGGGUAUUCCCAUUGAACAGUACUAUGAUUUAACGCUCCUAAAGAAGAGUGAUCUACGAAGAAAUGACGAGCUCAUCCCCGACCCUCAGAAACUGGAUAUCGGAAAGUUAACAAUCCCUUUGAAGUUCCCAUCAGAGCAUCCUUACCAGUCCCACACGCCAAMGUUCGCCGUGUUCCCCUCCUUUGAUUCACCCGAUGACGUCAGAAAAGGCAAAGAAGCUGUGAUCUACUCCUCCACCCUACCCCCCACCGCAGCUGCCUCGGCAAUCGAUCCUGUUGUUGUUGAGAAGACCAAGGGACACGCUUAUCGUAGAGAGGUGAUACAAGUACAAAAGGAAUCUCAGAAAACUCCUCUCAUUUGGAAUGAACAUAACUAUUAUCAGCUGGUCAAAGGUCCAGAACUUCAGCGUCAGGUUUUCUACCCCACCCCACCCUCCUCAGUCCAGCCAAACAGUUUAAAUCGACCAGCGGAGCUGACAGUUUCUCCACGAACAGCAAAUGCCCUUUACAACCUGCAGAAAUCGUACUGGAAGACUAUCUAUAGUCAGCAAUACACGGGGAAUGGUACACAGAAUAUCUUGAAGCUUGAUAACUAUGAUGAUGUGACCAGAGGAGAAGGCAAUGAAUUGAAGGAGCAUUUAAGAAACCAAUUCACUCCUCCGCGACCGCUUGAAGGACGCCAGACGACGGUAAGAAGCAAAAAGAAACCAAAAAAGACGAAAAGAAUUAUAGUUGGACACGGAACAGAAUUAUGGGUCACGGAUGACGAGGACGAAGAGAAUGACCAGCGGAAGUACGCAGCAGGAAAAACAUCGAAAGACAGUGAAAUCGUACAGAAAUCUUCCAUCCCCGAUGAUGACAGAGAACCAGGGACGUAUUCAAAUAACACACAUCACCUCAUUAACCAAGAAGGGUCAAAAUAUCCGUUAGAUACUUGUAAGAUAACUAAUAAUUAUUACCAGGCGGCUUCCCCACCAGAAACGACGGCUUCUCUUGCUCAGUUGCAGUAUCCUAAGACGUCGAAUUUUUACUGGAAUAAUCGGCCUGCCACGGCUCCCGAACCAUCACGACCUCGGUCACCGACGAUACACAAUAUGCCAAGCCAGCUACACGAGCAGGCGAAAACAGGCUCGACAAAUAGCGAUUUGUACCCGAAGUGGUUCCGAAAUAGUUCCGUCUACAGCCCGAAGAGGCCGAGCACUGCCCUGCUUGAUCUACAAAAUACCUGGAGUAAAACUGAAGCACAUCGGAAAUUUCACGAACAGUUUCCAGAAAAUGCACCAGAUAUCCGACAAAAACCCGAUCUCCGAAUUACUACGAAUGAGAGGCGACAUGUGAUUCCUGAAACGGGUAUUCACGUGUAUUACUACCAUCGAUGAACAAUUGGUUGCAUUUGGGAUUACAUAUAUUAUCGGGACAAGUUAGUAUAAUUUAGCAUGACAUUUGUCUCACUUCACAAAAUGGUUCAACGCAGAAUCACCCAUGCAGCCCCCAUCACGUGACUUUUUCCAAAGGUUUUAAUAGAGAGCACGAGCAGGGCGGUACGGGUCAUAUCACGCGCUUUCAUUGGCAAAUUUGCGAUCUAUAACUUACGGUAAGGAUCAGUCCAACAACCCUAUUUUGGUGUUCACCUUGCCAUAUAAGGCCCCGUCCACACGUAUCCGGAAAUUUUUGU